AUGCAUCUCCUGACCAGAAGCGCCGCCUUUGUGGCGCUCCUCUGCAGCAGCCCAGCCAUGGCCCACAUCCACGCCGUGAACAAGAUACAAGAAGGAGAGGCCAUCUCCCAAGACCCCAUCGACUCGGUACUAUGGACGCACAUGUUGAUUCAGGGACUGGCUUGGGGCAUCAUCUUCCCCACGGGCAUGGUCCUAGGCAUAAUACGGUCGAAAUGGCACGUCCCAGUCCAGAGCGUCGGCACCGUCCUCGCCAUCAUCGGCUACUUCCUCGGUCACAAGCACGGCGGCCGCCAGUUUUCCCCAGACAACAUCCACUCGACAUUUGUACCCGUCAUCAUGCUCAUGUUGCUUAGCCAGAUUGUCAUGGGCAUCUACCUGAAACUCCACCUGGAAAAGGGCAUCAACGGGAAGAUACGCAACAUCAUAGUCAAGGUGCAUGGCGUGGUCGGCAAGGCCUUGCCAGUGGUGACGUGGGUGCAGUUCCUCUUUGGAGGCAUUACAGCGCUGGGCUUCUGCAGAGAGGACCACACCGGACAGUGCCUGGCGCAUUUCAUCAUGGGCAGCGCCUUCAUCGCAUACGGUAUUAUUCUCCUGAUCCUGCUCUUAGUUGGACAGAUGUGGCUGCGCAGGACAGGCAAGAGCCAGGAAUUCUUCGAUUCGCUCGUCAUCGCCGCGUGGGGUUGCGUCAACACCUUCACCGAGCACCGAUGGGGAGGACCCUGGGUCCACAACGACCUGCAACAUACCUCCAUGGGCAUUGUGUGGUGGGCAGCCGGUCUCGUCGGCAUCUGGCUCAGCAGGAAGCGCAACGGCCAGCCCAAGCGUAACCUGAUCCCAGGUAUCGUCAUCCUCAUGACUGGAUGGGCCAUGUCUGCGCAUCCCCAACAUCUGCCUCUUUCGGCCAUGAUUCAUACCGUCUUUGGAUACACCCUGAUGGCUGCGGGUGCUGCGCGCAUCAUCGAAAUCUCGUUUGUGCUCAAGGAUAGGACCUCGAUCCACACCGAUGGCUCAGACCCGAACAGCUUCCAGUACAUGACACCGUUCCUGCUGAUAGCUGGCGGAUUCAUGUUCAUGGGUGCUACGGAGGAGCAGAUGCAGCUUCUGUCAGAUGCAAACGUAACUCACGUGUCAUAUGUGCUGAUUUUGUUCAGCAUUGCGUUCGUGCUGUUUCUCUUCGUAAACGUACUGAUCCACUUGUAUGCCGUGUACGCUUGGGAACAGGAUGACAAAGCCGAUGACGAAGCGCCUCAUGUCAACGGACAUGCCAACGGCUACACCCGAGUGGAUCGCAGAAUAAGAGACGCCGAAGAAUUUGAAUUGGAAGGCCUCGACUCGGAUGACGACGACAACGACACGCAACUCCGCCAUAAGGAGAGCAGGACGCACGCGGCGCGACAUUAA
This is a messenger RNA of Exserohilum turcica Et28A, 1401 nucleotides long. RefSeq lists its product as uncharacterized. The record is from RefSeq and is a predicted model, not a curated record. The transcript has 4 exons. Bases 1 to 1401 code for a protein of 466 amino acids. Lineage: Eukaryota; Fungi; Ascomycota; Dothideomycetes; Pleosporales; Pleosporaceae.